AUGUACGAAGACGGCCCCAAUCCCACAAAAGUCCAGGUUACUCCCGUCUACAAACGGGCAAAUCCGCCCCCUCCAUUGGUCCUGAUACACGAUGGAGGCGGCACGACGUUUGGAUAUUUCAUGCUAGGAAGCUUGUAUCGCGAAGUAUGGGCAAUUCACAAUCCUCAUUUUUUCGAUGGAGGCGCCUUUGAGGGCGGUAUGGAUGAGAUGGCGCGCUUGUACAUCCAAAACAUGAAAGACGCGGGCAUCAAAGGAAACAUCUUGCUAGGCGGCUGGUCCCUCGGUGGAUAUCUGUCCCUAGCCGUCGCGCGCUUCUUAGCCGAAGACCCCGAGGCUACGAUCAAAGUUUUGGGUAUCGUCAUGAUGGAUACGCCAUAUCAUAUCCCCUACAGCCAGGUUGAAGGCCUUACCGAUGAUCCCGUCCUCGAAGGCAUUCCAGCGCCCGUCCAAAAGUGCUUCGACCGCUGUGACGAGAUGCUUGAUGACUGGGAGGUGCCCAAGUGGGACGGACCUGCAUGCAAUGGGAAGCCCGUUUUCUUCGGCGUUGGAGGAAGACGAUACUCUGUGGCCCCCGGCAAAGUGCUGUAUAAGCCUUUUCAGGGAACAUGGUCACCGAUCGAAGUGCCAGAGUAUACACCAUCAGAGGAGUCGCAGUCUGAAAAGACACCAAUAACACCACCACCCACAAUUCUGAUACGAGCGACCCAAUCUAUGCCGCUCCCAGAAGGUAGAACAGAACCGUUCAUAAUAGACAAGUAUCGUGGUGAUCGCACACUGGGCUGGUCAGGUAACCACCCUGAUUUCAUCAAGGCGGUUCUUGAUGUGAAUUCGAACCACUACGAGAUGUUUGACAGGGAGAAUGAUUUGCAGAUCAAAGACAUCACUGCACAGUUGAAUCUGUCACUGGAGAUUCUAGACAGCAUUGGAAAUACUACAAACCCGUCUUUCGGUGGUAAGCCAAAGCUGGAUUACUUUUAA
Messenger RNA from Trichoderma harzianum CBS 226.95, 978 nucleotides. RefSeq lists its product as hypothetical. Gene Ontology annotation, biological process: biosynthetic process. Bases 1 to 978 code for a protein of 325 amino acids. The transcript is spliced from 3 exons. NCBI's taxonomy places the organism in Eukaryota, Fungi, Ascomycota, Sordariomycetes, Hypocreales, Hypocreaceae. The record is from RefSeq and is a predicted model, not a curated record.